AUGAGUAUAAAUGAUGAAUUAUUUAGUGCUAUAAACGUAGGAAACUACAAUGAAGUUAAGACUCUUGUAGAUAAAAGGGCUGAUCUUAAUGCUAGAGAUCAUGGAAUGACUCCUUUGCACAAAGCUGCUGAUUCUUCUAGCAACUUAGAUAUAGUAAAGUAUCUUGUAGAAAAAGGUGCUGACGUUAACGCUAAAGCUGGUAAAUAUAGUGAUUCUGACGUAAAUGACGAUUACGAGGGGUAUACUCCUCUGCAAAGAGCCGUUAUACGUUCUCACUUAGAUAUAGCAAAGUAUCUCGUAGAAAAAGGUGCUGAUGUUAAUGCUAAAGAUAGUUGGGGGCAGACUCCUUUAUGGGAAGCUGUUCGUAUUUUUGGCGGCUUAGAUACAGUAAAAUAUCUUAUAGAAAAAGGUGCUGACAUUGAUGCAAAAGAUUGUAAUGGAUCUUCUAUCUUGCACGAGGCUGUUAUUUCUUCUUGUUCUAUAGGAACAGCGAGUGUAAAGCAUCUUAUAGAAAAAGGUGCUAAUGUUAAUGCUAAAAGUAAUAGUGGAAGGACUCCCUUAUUUGGAUAUGUUAGUUUUCCCUUCUUAGAUAUGGUAAAGUAUCUUGUAGAAAAAGGCGCUGAUGUUAAUGUUACUCAGGAUAGGGAUGGAAAUACCAUCUUGCACUAUGCUGCUAAUAUUUACAAGAAGGACUCAUACCGUUGUGGUGAUAGUUUGUUCGAAAAUUCCCCUAAAAAAUUCAGUGUAAUAAGGUAUCUCAUAGAAAAAGGUGCUGAUAUUAACUCUAAAAAUAAUAUGGGUUUUACACCUUUAUACAAAGCCGUUCAAGAAGGUAAUGUGGAUAUAAUUAAGUUGUUUAUAGAUAUCCCAAGUAUUGAUUUUUACGCUAAAAAUAAUAAUGGUAAUACUAUAUUAUAUGUGGCUGCUGAAAAAGCUGAAUUAGAGAUAAUUAAAAUUCUUAUAGAUAAAAAUCCCAAUAUCAUUAACGUUGGCAAUGAUAAUCACAACACACCCUUACAUGGAGCUGUUAGUAAGGCUCGUCUAGAUAUAGUAAAGUAUCUUAUAGAAAAAGGUGCCGAUGUUAAUGCUAAAGGUUAUGAUGGAUAUACCCCAUUGCAUCUUGCUGUUCGUUCUUCUAAUCUAGAGGUGGCAAAACAUCUUAUGGAAAAAGGCGCUGAUGUUUAUGCUAAAAAUAAUAGUGGAGAUUCCGUCUUGCACAGUGCUAUUAGCCCUUCUGAUUCCAAUUUAGAAAUAGUAAAGUAUCUCGUAGAAAAAGGUGCUGAUACUAGUGCUAAAAACAAUCAAAACAAAACUCCUUUGGAAGUUGCUCAAACAGAAUGUCCAAAUUGUACAAACAUUACAAAUUUCCUAAAAGGNCUUGUUGAUAAUGCUGGAUAUACAGAAACACCACAUUAUGUCUCUCAAGAUAAUAUGACAGCACCACAGAUAGAUACAACAACUUCUUCUGAUUUCAUUCAAGAAAAGACUACACAAAAGAGCCAUACUCUUGAAAAUCAUGAUGUUCAGCAUGUACUCACUACUGAAUCUGUAAAUUCAGCAACAAUGCCUCAAGGUUCAACACUAGUACUUGUUGAUAAUGCUGGAUAUACAGAAACACCACAUUAUGUCUCUCAAGAUAAUAUGACAGCACCACAGAUAGAUACAACAACUUCUUCUGAUUUCAUUCAAGAAAAGACUACACAAAAGAGCCAUACUCUUGAAAAUCAUGAUGUUCNAUACGAAGUUAUACGAUGUAAAUUCAGCAACAAUGCCUCAAGGUUCAACACUAGUACUUGUUGA
Cinara cedri is the source of this 1800-nucleotide messenger RNA. Lineage: Eukaryota; Metazoa; Arthropoda; Insecta; Hemiptera; Aphididae. The record is from the annotation of a GenBank genome assembly.